Molecule: messenger RNA, 5791 nt
Organism: Orcinus orca (killer whale)
Lineage: Eukaryota; Metazoa; Chordata; Mammalia; Artiodactyla; Delphinidae
Gene: WIPF1
Product: WAS/WASL interacting protein family member 1
Exons: 8
Coding region: 1332-2810 (492 amino acids)
Molecular function (GO): actin binding
Source: RefSeq, a predicted model, not a curated record
CAGCCAUCCUGAUGGAUGUAAGAUGAUAUAGUUUUGAUUUGCAUUUUUCUAACAAUUAGUGAUAUUGAGCAUCUUUUUAUAUGCUUGUUGUUGUUUGUAUAUCUUCUUUAGAGAAAUGUCAGUUCAAGUCCCUUGCCCAUUUUUUAAUGAGAUUAUUUGGUUUUUUGUUGUUGAGUUUUAAGGGUUCUUUAUGUAUUCUAAAUAUUUAGGGAACUGUAGAUUUUUAAAGUAUUGUAUGUGCAGGUUCUAAUGUUCACAUUAUCUACUAGGAACCAGCUGCCUCCUGUGACCUACACCCUUGGGAAAGAGCAUGAGUUUCAAUAAUAUGGUUUUUUUUUCCCAACAGUAUGAUUUUUAUCCUAACUCUGGAGUGCUAUACAAAAUCUCAGUCAUUUUCAGCUUAUAAGAGGUUUGGUUUUUGAGAACUGACAAAGGUGAAGAGAAGGAAAAGAAAGGGAAGAGCUUGGGGUAAUGCUUUUUAUUCCUUCCCUAAUUUAUACUUUUUCAGCUAUGUAAACGUCAGGAGAAAGCCUUAUCCUCAAUUCUGUUGACUAAAACUAGACUCUGUGCAAGAAGAAACAUACUUUCUGAGAGUCAUCCAGUAAUUAUGUCUUCUUAUACCACCCUCCCUCCAAACCCACAGACUUGAAUUCACCUCAGAUUAUGAAACCAUUAUCAUUUUCCUUCAUGAAUGCCUCAAGCAAAAUGCAUUUAGCUUCUGAGUAGUAAGGACCCAAAGAGGACUUGGUCUGCUGUCCCAGGAAAAGGAGCAAGAAAGGCGGGACUCUUCUGGAGCUGUGGCCAGGGGGUUGUGUAGAUUUCAGAUUUUCAGGAAGGAACUGGUAGGGAAGAUGUGAUGGACAGGCGGGCACAGUGCUGUGGUAGGGCUGCUUUUGCUGGAGGUGCUACUUCUAAAUGGAGUAUCAUUGUGGUUAGGGAAGAGAUUGCCUGUGUGCCCGACUGAUUCUUCACUCUACCGUUUCAAUUUCCCUCCACUUCCUCAUCACUUACAAAGUUGGUGCUGUUUCAACCCCCCCCCAAAAAGCCUUAGUGUCCCUCCUCUCCUCUCCCACACCCACCCCCCCAAAAAAGCAAGCUAUCAGGAAAUGACAGUAACAUGUAUUUGUUUGUUGAUGAAAGGACAGAGAAAGCUUUGUCUUGAAAAGAAUAACAGAAUAAACUGGGAAAAUAUGAGUCCUGGAGGCGGAACCCUGUUAUGAUGCAACAAACCGACAAACUUCAGAGGCACCUCUUCCUAGUGUACAUGACAUCCUACGCCAGUGCCACCCGGAGAUUUGUCAGCCAGACUGCUGAAAACGUAACUAUCCAGGAUGCCCGUACCGCCCCCUCCAGCACCCCCGCCACCGCCCACGUUUUCUCUGGCCAAUACAGAAAAGCCUACCUUGAGUAAGUCAGAGCAGGCUGGGAGAAAUGCUCUUCUCUCUGACAUCAACAAAGGGAAGAAACUAAAGAAGACAGUCACCAAUGACAGAAGUGCACCGAUAUUGGACAAACCUAAAGGAGCUGGUGGUGGUGGCGGAGGCGGCAGUGGGAGUUUUGGAGGGGGUGGACCACCCGGUUUGGGAGGACUGUUCCAGGCUGGGAUGCCAAAGCUGAGAUCCACAGCCAACAGGGAGAGUGAUUCUGGAGGGAGCCGACCCCCGAUUUUGCCACCAGGAGGAAGACCCACAUCUGCCAAACCUUUCUCGCCCCCAAGUGGCCCAGGGAGGUUCCCUGUGCCUUCUCCAGGCCACAGAAGCGGACCUCCAGAACCUCAGAGGAACCGAAUGCCUCCCCCGAGGCCCGACGUGGGCGCGAAGCCUGAUAACAUUCCGCCUCCAGUGCCUAAUACUCCAAGACCCGUUCAGUCAAGUCUGCACAACCGGGGGUCCACCUUAGUGCCCGGGGCCCCCAGGCAGCCCAGCCCCGGGCCGACUCCUCCCCCUCUCCCCGGAAACCGAGGGGCUGCUUUCGGGGGAGGCUCCACCCGCCAGACCCCGUCAGGCUCCUCCUCGCCCUUCUCCAACCGGCCUCCCCUCCCCCCUACCCCGAGCAGGGCCUUGGAUGACAAACCCCCUCCUCCGCCCCCUCCAGUGGGCAGCAGGCCCUCCAUCCACAGGGAGGCCGUCCCCCCGCCUCCCCCUCAGAACAGCAAGCCCCCGGUGCCCUCCACCCCGCGGCCUUCCCCCUCCGCGCAGGCCCCGCCCCCGCCCCCCAGCCGGCCGGGCCCUCCCCCAGUGCCCCCAGGGUCCAGUGGCGGCGACGAAAUCCCGAGGCUCCCACAGCGGAACCUGUCCCUCUCGUCGUCCUCGUCGUCAUCAUCAUCAUCUGCGCCUCCCUUACCUUCACCUGGGCGGUCGGGACCUCUUCCUCCCCCGCCCAGCGAGAGACCCCCUCCUCCAGUGAGGGACCCACCGGGCAGAUCAGGCCCUCUCCCACCACCUCCUCCAAUGAACAGAAAUGGCAGCACAUCUCGGGCCCUGCCUGCCACCCCUCAGUUGCCAUCCAGGAGUGGAACAGACAGUCCCAGAAGUGGGCCCCGGCCUCCUCUUCCUCCCGACAGGCCUGGCACUGGGGUGCCUCCCCCACCUCCACCAUCGACAUCAAUUAGAAACGGCUUCCAAGACUCUUCAUGUGAAGAUGAGUGGGAAAGCAGAUUCUUCUUCCAUCCGAUUUCUGAUUUGCCACCUCCAGAGCCAUAUGUACCAACAACCAAAAGUUAUCCCAGUAAAUUGGCAAGAAAUGAAAGCCGGAGUGGAUCCAACCGAAGAGAAAGGGGUGCCCCACCCCUUCCUCCUAUCCCGAGGUGAUCCUUGCCUGCUCUUCUCCACCCAAGCCCAAGAGCUCCUUCUGCUGUUGCUGUCCAAGUCGCACACCCUCCUUCUCUUGUCUUCCCUUGUCCCCUUCAUGAUGGCAAUAGGGAAGAAGGGAGGUGAUGUGGGAAUGCAUGUGUGCAGGGUGUGUAUGCAGUAAAGAAAUGCACCUCGCUUUUUAUAUUGUGUAUAUUCUUAAAGCUAUUGCUUGCUUCAGCUAUAGCCUGUUGGCUGCUUUGGGGAUCAGUAUAGGCUUUUGUGGCAAGUAGGCAGCGAUGAAUUGUGUCCCAGCUUUCAACCCAUGAAAUUCAAACAUUCACUGCUUUUUUGCUACAGAUCACGAUAUUAAGGUCCCUGAGAGCUGUUUGCUUCCAUGCCUUUUUUGCAUGUUUGGCCUCCUGUUUCCAUGAACCACAGACCACCUAAGCAAGUUGCUUAUAUGAAAUGUUUGCAGUUACAGGCUGUCCAAUCUUUGGCCGUCUUGGACAGAGCUGUCCAAUAGAAAUAUAAUGUGAGCCACAUAUACAAUUUUACAAUUUCUAGUAGCCACAUUAAAAAGGAAAAUAGGUGAAAUUAACUUUAAUACAUUUUAUUUAACCGACAUCCAAAAUAUCAUUUCAACCUGCAAUCAAUAUAACAAUUUUAAUGAGAUAUUUUAUAUUCUUUUUUUGGUACUAAGUCUUCAAAAUCUGGUAUGUAUUUUACACUUAGAACACAUCUCCAUUCAGACUUGUCACAUUGCAAGUGCUCAAUAGCCACACAUGGUUGGUGGCUUCCAUGUUGGACAGCACAGGUCCAGAAGAUAGAGGCUAGUGCAAAAACCUCUUGUUUAAAAAACAAAAAAGCAAGAUGAGCUUUAGCAAUUCAAGAGGUAACUAAAAAUAAAGUUAGGACCCAACACCUUGUUUGGCAAACAGCUUUCCUUAGAUUUUUCUCCCUUAUUUCCCUCUUCCCUGGAAAUCUGUAUGCAGAUGUUGCUUCACAGUACCAAGGUCAGAAAUUGAUAUAAUAGGGUUUACAGUCAUGUGGAAUAAAGCCAUUGGAGAGAAACUGAAAGCCAGUUGGGGCUCUGGGGCUUAGAAGCAGCUGCCUUGAGCUCAUCUGUCAGUUGGCCUCCUGCCUUAUGCAUGGGAAGUGGCUUCAUUCCUCUCCAGCUCAGCGUGCUCCUUAGGGCAGGAGGCUCAUAGGCUCCAUAGUUGUGGGAAAGUCAGGGAAAGGUAGCAAAUCAGAAAUGUGGAAGAAGGGGACAGUUUUGAGUUGAUGGACAAAACUCUAAAAAUCUAAAUCUGGUGAUUAUGGGGUUGAGAGAAAGAGACUGCUGCAGGAAAUUGGAGGGAACUUGUUUUGAAUCUUUCUGGGAGAAUCAUUUGCCUUGGAUCUAUGCAAAUAAAGCUCCCCCAGAGGACCAUAGGGAUGAGCCAGCCUUGCCCUUUUUGUAUGGUUUUGUUUACAAAACUUUACUGGGACUUUUAAAUCUAGCUAUACACUUGGAAAAAAAGAUUUCCAUUUAGAUGUUUUAUAUGGUUAAUUAUGUUUAAAAUUUACCAUUACUUAUUUUUUUAAAGUUCACAGCUAUAUAUGUAUAUGUAUAUCUACCUAAACUUUGUAUUAUGGUUUCAGUGAAUUGUUCAUUUAUUACUGGGAGAUGCUAACAAGAAAUCAAUCCAAAGAAAAAUUUGAAAGCAGCAUUCCUAUUUAUAGAAUAAAUGUUUCAUUUAUAUAAAAGCAAAAGAACUUAGAGUUCUAAUAAUGGGAUGUCUAAUAACUUAUGAAGUUGCCCAUUUGAAUCUGUUGUAUUUUUAUAACUUUCCUUGCCAAAGUCCUGGGCUUAUUAAGUACAUUAGAGAAUUUGGGUUCCCCGCCCACCACCAUUAAUUUGUCUUUCAUACGUUCACUUGGGGGCCUUUACCCAAAGAAAAUCAAGAAACAUAAAGGUGUAACAAGCUUGGCAAAGUAUUUUCAAAAAAAGUUUUUAAUCUCUAAUAUUUUGGUAAUAUAGCAGCAUCAUCUUAUUUUGAAUUCUUUGAUCAGAUAUCAAUAGUUGGUAAAAAUCCCUAUGAUAAAGCCUAAUGACCCACUUCAGAAAAGAUGGAGUUGGGCCUUCCUAGCAAAUAUGGCAGAGAAAAGUCUGACCCAAAGAAAAUGGGUCUGAAUUUUGUAAAGUGUAGUAAGUAUGGCCAAUUUCCUUAUAUAUCCCAAUUUUGCAGAUACCAUCCUAAGUUUGAAGCAGGGUCACAGCUCAAAGUUGCUAUUCAUCCAGGAUAGAGAUGUUUUAAAAUGUAUUUUUUAAGUGAAUAUUCCAUUAAUACAUGUACACCCUUUCUUUGAAAGUUAGAAACUAAUCACAUCCCAAAGUUUGAAUGAGGUUCUAUGCUAAAAUCGUCAACUAUGGCAGAUCACAAAAAUUAAUAGUUACUUCCCUGAAACCAGAGCUUACAUGUGUUUUUUCCCCAUAAAAUUUCCAGAUAAAUGUAUUCAAGAUGCAAUACAGUAUCUUAAUAUUCACAUAUUUUAUAAUGAAAUGUAUUACAGUAUUAAAAUUCAGUGUUCAGUAUUUAUUUCAAUAUGCAUUUUAUUUAGUAAAAACCAAGAAAAAUGUUUAAUCCAGUGGUGCCUUACUUGGUGAUUUGCAAGAAAUUGACUUUUUAUGUCUAAGUAGCAGAUUAUUUGCAUAUUUGUAAGAACUGUUAGGCCUUUAUAGUUUAACUUGUAAUAGCAAUUUUGUUAUUUUAGUAGCAGAAAUGUGAUGACUGUUAAAGUGCCCAAAAUUUUCUGGCAUGAAAUUAAUUUUUCCCUAUUUAUAGUCAGGGGCUGUAAAGAAAGAAAAUGUUUUUCAUACCACUGCAUUAUGUAAACAUGCACAUUUUGGUACCUAUGUCAUCAGGGUAGUUUAUAUGGUGGGGUAGGACCUACCCUAGACAUCUGUGUCUUUGUAAGUUAGCCAGACAAUAAAUAAAUGCAGAAUGAUAAGACUGUCA